AUGCUCAGUAUCGUCUACCGCGACUUGAAGCCGGAGAACAUCCUCAUCCGCUCUGACGGCCACAUCAUGCUCUCUGCCUUCGACCUCUCCCUGGAGUACACCUCCUCGCCCACCCUCGAGCCCAUCUCCACCUCCACCGCCGCGGACAAGGGCCACUCUGCCGUUGAAAACGGCGAGCGCUUCCUUGCCUAUCCCUCCUGCCUCCCCUUCCUCACUCGCCGGCCGCCGCCCCACAUGGCCACGAAGGCCGACCCUUGGCGCUUCGUCGCGGAGCCUGUCGACGCUCGGUCGUGCUCCUUUGUGGGUACCCACGAGUACGUCGCGCCAGAGGUCUCCUCAGGCCAGCCCCACGACAGCGCCGUCGACUGGAGGGCCUACGGUAUCCUCCUCUACGAGCUCCUCUACGGGCGCACUCCCUUCGCCGGGCCCACCAACCUGCAAACCCUCCACAACAUCGUCAUGUAG
Molecule: messenger RNA, 465 nt
Organism: Zingiber officinale
Lineage: Eukaryota; Viridiplantae; Streptophyta; Magnoliopsida; Zingiberales; Zingiberaceae
Product: protein kinase PINOID-like
Exons: 1
Coding region: 1-465 (154 amino acids)
Biological process (GO): protein phosphorylation
Cellular component (GO): cytoplasm; plasma membrane; nucleus
Molecular function (GO): ATP binding; protein serine/threonine kinase activity
Source: RefSeq, a predicted model, not a curated record